Molecule: messenger RNA, 900 nt
Organism: Penicillium antarcticum
Lineage: Eukaryota; Fungi; Ascomycota; Eurotiomycetes; Eurotiales; Aspergillaceae
Product: alpha/beta hydrolase
Exons: 1
Coding region: 1-900 (299 amino acids)
Molecular function (GO): acyltransferase activity, transferring groups other than amino-acyl groups; hydrolase activity
Source: RefSeq, a predicted model, not a curated record
AUGUCCAAAGUCUCCAUCAAAAAAGGCUCUUCCAGUCUCGCGGGCCUUCUCUUUAACCCUGUUAGAGAGUCUGGUAAAACAACGGGCCUUGUUAUAGUUCACCCUGGCGGCGGUGUCAAAGAACAAACUGCAGGAACAUACGCGAAGAGACUUUCCGAAGCCGGAUUUACGACGCUCGUCUAUGAUGCAGCCUUCCAGGGUGCUAGUGGAGGAGAACCUCAUUUUCUUGAAGAUCCAAACGAACGUGUGAGCGAUGUCUACGCCGCGAUCGAUUAUCUUCAGAGCCUCGACUCCGUGGACUCGGAGAAGAUCGGUGUCCUGGGCAUCUGCGCUGGCGGCGGCUACGCCAUAGCCGCCGCUAAGGGGGACCAUCGACUGAAGGCUGCUGCAACAGUGAGCAUGGUAAACAUCGGGGACUCCGCGCGGCAAGGCUGGGAUGGCGAUGAGGACGUAUCCAACAAAGUCGACUCUUUGCGUGCAGCGGCAGCCCAGAUUACAGCCGAGGCGAAAGGUGCUGAGCGUGCUAGUGCGCCAUAUGUGCCUCCUCAACCUGACGACAAGACCCCUCGAGACAUGAGGGAGGCUAGUGACUAUUAUCUUACGCCGCGGGCACAGCAUCCCCGUGCUGAAAAUAAGAUGCUAUAUCUUAGCUUCCCCCGCGUGCUCACCUUCGACGCUUUCCAUCUUGCGGAUGUUUUCCUCAAGCAGCCUGUUCUGCUCAUCGCUGGCUCAGACGCUGGAUCUCUGUGGCAUACUGAGAAGCUGGAUAAGCUAAUUGGCGGCGCGACUCAGAAGAACAUCGUUCCUAAUGGAGCUCAUAUGGACUUUUAUGAUAACGAAGCCUAUGUGGGGCCUGCUGUGAAGGAUGUUGCGGAGUUCAUGAAGAAGCACUUGGUUUGA